This is a messenger RNA of Lemur catta (Ring-tailed lemur), 1264 nucleotides long. RefSeq names its product N-acetylneuraminate pyruvate lyase (gene NPL). Lineage: Eukaryota; Metazoa; Chordata; Mammalia; Primates; Lemuridae. The transcript is spliced from 12 exons. Gene Ontology annotation, molecular function: N-acetylneuraminate lyase activity; 4-hydroxy-tetrahydrodipicolinate synthase activity. Bases 181 to 1143 code for a protein of 320 amino acids. Gene Ontology annotation, biological process: N-acetylneuraminate catabolic process; carbohydrate metabolic process. The record is from RefSeq and is a predicted model, not a curated record.
GUAGAUACGCUGGGAAACGGAGCUGGAGGAGGUUGAGUGCGACACCCCCGCGGCCUGGGGCAAGUGUCCGCACGGGACAGUGUCAGAGAGACCCACUCCCGUGGAUUCUUUGCCGACCGCAUAGCCGCCGAGUCUCCAAAGACCCCUUUCUCAGAAUGAUCGGAACUUGCCGGCAGCUCAAUGGCCUCCCCAAAGAAGAAACUUCAGGGUCUUGUUGCCGCAACCAUCACGCCGAUGACUGAGAAUGGAGAAAUCAACUUUUCAGUAAUUGGUCAGUAUGUGGAUUAUCUUGUGAAAGAACAGGGAGUGAAGAACGUUUUUGUGAAUGGCACAACCGGAGAAGGCCUGUCCCUGAGCAUCUCAGAGCGUCGCCGGGUUGCCGAGGAGUGGGUGACAAAAGGGAGGAACAAGCUGGAUCAGGUGGUAAUUCACGUAGGAGCACUGAGCUUGAAGGAGUCACAAGAGCUGGCCCAACAUGCAGCAGAAAUAGGAGCUGAUGGCAUUGCUGUCAUUGCACCUUUCUUUCUCAAGCCAUGGAAUAAAGAUGUCCUGAUUAAUUUCCUAAAGGAGGUGGCUGCUGCUGCUCCGGCAUUGCCAUUUUACUACUAUCACAUUCCUGCCUUGACAGGGAUAAAGAUUCGUGCAGAGGAGUUGUUGGAUGGGAUUCAGGACAAGAUCCCCACCUUCCAAGGGCUGAAAUUCAGUGACACAGAUCUCUUAGACUUCGGGCAAUGUGUGGAUCAGAAUCGCCAGCGGCAGUUUGCUUUCCUUUUUGGGGUGGAUGAGCAACUGUUGAGUGCUCUGGUGAUGGGAGCAACUGGAGCAGUGGGCAGUACCUAUAACUACUUGGGAAAAAAGACUAACCAGAUGUUGGAGGCUUUUGAACGGAAGGACUUCUCUGUAGCCCUGAACUAUCAGUUUUGUAUCCAGAGAUUUAUCAACUUUGUGGUCAAACUAGGUUUUGGAGUAUCACAGACCAAAGCCAUCAUGACUCUGGUGUCCGGGAUUCCAAUGGGCCCACCCCGGCUUCCACUGCAGAAGGCCUCCAGGGAGUUUACUGAUAAUGCAGAGGCUAAACUGAAGAGCCUGAAUUUCCUUUCUUUCACUAGCUUGAAGGACAGGAACUUGGAAGCCUGUAGCUAGUGCCUCACUGUUAAAUCAGGGUGUGUACAUCGAAACAUAAUCCACAUUAAAUAGAGCAUUCUUUUCUCAGGGAUAUUGUAGAUAACUUGAAAUAAACUCACAUCAAUCAACAAGUACUGAA